Molecule: messenger RNA, 4231 nt
Organism: Danio rerio (zebrafish)
Lineage: Eukaryota; Metazoa; Chordata; Actinopteri; Cypriniformes; Danionidae
Source: RefSeq, a predicted model, not a curated record
UUGUGGGUUGCCGUCGUGACCCACAUGUCACAACACGGAAAUGAAAAUUCAAAACACUAAUCCGGCAGAUUCUUGAUUAAUCGUGUGGAUUUAGUGCAUUUUCUGUCAAAAGUCAUUUGUUUGCGGUCAGUGAGGAAUCAGGCCCCAGGCUGGACUCUCGACGUGUGUUUUUUCAUGAGUGUGUGGAGUGUUAUUGAUGACAGCUACUGAUCUUAAUCAUGAAGCUGAGCUCUUCAGUAUUUGCUUUAUUGUGUCUCAUACUUGAGAUUGUGUCCAUCGCUCUUUUCCUGAGAGGAUUCUUCCCUGUUCCUGUCAAAUCCUCCUUUUCAGCCAAGAGCAAAGUGACUGAUAUUCCUGCAGAGCCACAGACAGGUAAUAAUGCAGUUAACUCCAGCCGAGCGCCGGCGCUGCUGUUCAAGCGUGUGGUGAUAGUCCUGAUCGACGCUCUCAGGGAAGACUUUGUGUUCAGCUCUAAUGGACGGAGGUUUAUGCCCUACACCAGACACGUGGUGGAGAAAGGCUCGUCUCACAGCUUCAUCGCCAAAGCCAGACCGCCCACCGUCACCAUGCCCAGAAUUAAGGCUUUGACCACCGGCAGCAUCCCUGGAUUCAUAGACGUGGUGAUGAACCUGAACUCUCCUGUCCUGCUGGAGGAUAAUCUCAUCUGGCAGGCCAAGAGCGCAGGCAAGCGGAUCAUCUUCUACGGCGAUGACACAUGGGUUCGACUCUUUCCCAAACACUUCAUGGAGCAGGACGGCACAACCUCUUUCUUUGUGUCAGACUACACUGAGGUUGACAAUAACGUGACCCGUCACCUGGACAGCACUCUGAAGAGGGAUGACUGGGAUAUUCUGAUUCUUCAUUAUCUUGGUCUGGACCACAUCGGGCACAUCAGCGGACCCCACAGCUCUCUAAUAGGACCCAAACUCAUGGAGAUGGAUGACAUCAUCAAGAAGAUCCACGCCUCGCUCAUCUCAAAGGAGUCUGAAGGGACCCUGCCCAACUUACUAGUUGUGUGUGGAGAUCACGGCAUGUCUGAAACCGGCAGCCAUGGAGGAUCAUCAGAACAGGAGAUCAACACCGCGCUUGUGCUCAUAAGCCCCGCCUUCAGGAGGAAAGUGGGACUGGAGCGUCCGGCUGUGGUGGAGCAGGUAGAUCUGGCGCCCACCCUGGCCCUGGGUCUGGGGUUACCCAUCUCACAGAACAGCGUGGGGCGUCUGAUCCCAGCCGUGUUUGAGGAGUUAUCGAUGAGAGAACAGCUCCGGAUGCUACAGAUCAAUGGACAUCAGCUCAGCCAACUCCUGCAAGACAGUAAUCCUGUCUUCCAUAAGGAAGAUGGCUAUGAGCAGUUUCGUGUGGCGGAGAAGGCUCAUGGCAGCUGGAUGAAGCUCUAUGUGGACGGAAACAAGUCUGAGGUUUUGAGUAACAUGGGCAAGAAGGUCAGAAAGCAAUAUCUGGAUGCACUGAAGGCCAUGAGUUCAGCUCUAAGCAAACAGAUGGGCAAAUACGACCUGUACUCUAUGAUCAUCGCCAUGACCUUCAUACUGCAGGUGUUGUUCCUGCUGUUGUUGGCCAUGCCGGAGGCGUUGAGCAGGGACGCGGUGGUGGAUGUCCCGUUGGCAUCGUCUCUGCUCUCUCUGCCCUUCUACCUGCUGUGUCUGUUCGGCUCUGCCCUCCAUGUGCUGGUCUGCACCUCUGCCGGCGGGCCCUGCUACCUCUGCUCUCUCCCCUGGGUGCUGGUGUUCUCCGUCAUCCUCCUGUCCUCCGCCUUCACUUGUGCUCUGGUUGGCAUGGCCGCCAGGAGGCUGCCCACCAGCAAUAAGACCCCUACUAAGAGCUCAGGCUGGGCUCUGUCAGAGCUGGACGCUCUGCUGCUUACCGGGACAGUGUUUCACACCCUCAGUUUGGGUUCCAGCAGCUUCAUCGAGGAGGAACACCAAACCUGGUACUUCCUGCUCAACACGCUGUGUCUGGCCGUGUUCCAGGACGUCUGCCGGCGGUACUUCAGGGAGCAGAGACAGGGGGGCGAGGAGGAGGAUGAGGGGCCGCUGCUGCCUUCCGCUUCUGACGCAGGACUGUCUUUCUCCCCGGCGCUGGAGCUGGGCGUGAGCGCAGGCUCAGAGAAGUGGCUGGCACUGGGGACUCCGCUGCUCACACUGACCUGCUGUCGCCUGCUGAGGGCACUUAACCAGACUGGGGUGCAGUGGGCGCACUUGCCCGACUUUGGACACUGGCUUAACAGUGGUGAUCAUAAGGUGUUCCUCUCAGUGCUGGCGGCGGUGUCUCUUCUCCUCAUCCUGGUUCUGGUUCAGCGUCACUGCUCUCUGGUGUCGAAGAUCGCUCUGACUCUCGGCCUGCUGGGCGUUUACAGCUACCGCGCCGCUGUCGGAAACGUCCUGUUCCCAUGGCCACACAGCAGCCGCCAAGUCUCCAAGGGAACCGUGGAGGCUCGAUUCGUCUACGUUUUCGUCCUGGGGAUCUUGUUCACGGGUGUGAAGGACCUGUUGCGUUCGCAGGUGAUGUCAUCGGCGGUGGACAGCGGGCGUCUGAAGAGCAGAGGGUUGUGGGAAGUGUACAGUGGUGUGGUUUUACUGGUGGCUCUGCUCUUCAGGGCUCACAAUCUGCCCACGUUGGCCUGCUGUCUGCUCGUCCAGACCAUCAUGGCUCAGUUCAUCUGGAAGAAGCUCCACUAUGACGCCGCUCAGACCACCAUCAUGCACUACUGGUUCGGACAGGCAUUCUUCUACUUCCAGGGAAACUCUAAUAACAUCGGGACGGUGGACAUCUCUGUGGGCUUUGUGGGUUUGGAGAGUUAUGUAGAAGCUCCUGCUAUUAUCCUGACAGCACUGAGCACAUACGCCGGACCCCUGCUCUGGGCCUGUCAUCUGCUCUGCUACCUCAGCUCUCAAACAGACAGGGUUGUAAAUGGACUCGGUCAUGGGAGCUACUGCUUCGCGCUCCUGCGCUCCAUCCCAGCUGUUUUUUACGUGGUUUUGGUCACGGCUCUCCGAUACCACCUCUUCAUCUGGAGCGUGUUUUCACCCAAACUCUUGUACGAGGCCAUGCACACCCUCAUCACCACCGUCGUGUGUUUGUUUUUUACCUUUAUGGAUCAAGAUCGCUCGACCAGACCAUGAACACAAGGCCAGAACCAAAGUCAAACUCAGGUACAGAACAAACUGUGAAGCUGGAGUUUCGUGUAUACCAGAAGGCGAAACUAAUCGACUUUGUGUUGAAGGAGAAGCGUUAUUUAAAAAGGUCUAAGGUGUAAUUUUAUGGGUGAAAGAGGUUGAGAUUUCAGAGCUCACAUUGAGAUUUGGCUCGCUUUACCGACUUUAACUGAUUAUUGUUAUUUUUCAAUAGUGCAGAUGAUAUACGGCACAACUUGUUGACGUAUUUAUGAUCAUCUGUAUCCUCUAUGCAGUUUGUUUCCCUCCUAAAGCUUUACAGAUAAAGCAGAGUGUGAUUCUUUCUUGGUAUCUUUUGCAAUUUCCGUUCCUGACCGUAGCUUCACCUCUGAAAUAAUACGAGAUAAGAUGCAUCAUUAAUAACUCUCCCCUCCCUGAGAUCGCAGCUGAUGUAAACUCCUCACUUGAAAGCUUUAAGAUAUCUUAAAAAGUCUUUUAAAUCGUGUCGAAACACAGAUACAUGUGACGUUUGAGUUGGGAAUGUGAAUUGUAAACUGAUUUAUCUUGGUAAGUGGUUUUUGCUUAUGUUAGCACAUUUAGAUCUGAUUAAUAAUAAAACAAACCAUUUUUUUCAAUGAGAGUAAAUCUUUUCCGCAUGCUUUUUUAAAUGUGUGAUUCAAAUAAUUUUCCUUUCCGAUUUGUCUUGUUUUGGUGCUGUUUUAAAGUAAGGAACUGUUAUUUAUACAGAGAUACUAACAGCUUGAUGUUACUUUACGAGAUGCAGUAAGCAAUACCUUUUGUCACUCGGUUUCUAUCCUCAUCACGAUGUGUUGCUGCACCACAGUGAAAUCUCUCUGGCUCAAAACAUUGAUCCCAUGUAUGAUUAUUAUGGUCUGGCUUAUUUUGUUGAUGCAUCUUUGUUUUGACGAAUUCUGCUGUGAAAAUGUCUGAUAAGAUCAAAAAUGGGAAGUUUUUUUUUUUGUUUUUUGUUGUUGUUUUCCUGAAAGAAACCUCUAUUUCUUACCAAGGCUACGUUUAUUUCAUGAGAAAUAAAGUAAUGAAAAUGUAAAUCUUAUUAUAUUAAAAUAUUUAAUUAAAUAUUA